Molecule: messenger RNA, 14715 nt
Organism: Oncorhynchus nerka (sockeye salmon)
Lineage: Eukaryota; Metazoa; Chordata; Actinopteri; Salmoniformes; Salmonidae
Gene: lama5
Product: laminin, alpha 5
Biological process (GO): regulation of cell migration; regulation of embryonic development; regulation of cell adhesion
Molecular function (GO): signaling receptor binding
Source: RefSeq, a predicted model, not a curated record
GAGAGAUACACAGCCACCACAGCAAAAGCAGAGCGCAUCGACUGUUGUGCACUUCUUCACCGCGCAACGAUUCGGAGUUAAACUCUAAUUUACAUCGUUGUUAUAUUGCUAUACUUCCGAUGGUAGCCUACUUUGUAACAACACAGUAAGGUUAUAAUCUCGGCUGUUCUUUUCUUGAACAUUUCUAUUAGUUUUGUCCGUUGUAGCCUAGUCGCCUAUUUAUCUAACGAACCGCAGAGUAGAGCGCAGGCAGGUGAAGAUGGCGAGGGGACUGGUGUUGGGGACUGUAUCCCCGGCGGCUGGCGGUCCUACACAAUUUGCGUUGCUGCUGUUAUACCCCCUAAUCUGCGGCCUCUCGGCGCAGGGCCAGGAACUGCCCACCAACGGGGUGAAUGGCUACAGCCUGCACCCACCUUAUUUUAACCUGGCAGAAGGGACCAAAAUCACAGCGACAGCGACCUGUGGAGAGGGGGACAAUGGAAGGUCGAUACACGAUUUGUAUUGCAAGCUGGUCGGGGGGCCAGUGUCAGGGGACCCGAGUCACCAGAGCCAAACCAUCCAGGGCCAGUACUGUGAUACGUGCGCCAUAGGGGACAGUGACAGAGCCCACCCCAUCACCAAUGCCAUCGACGGGACAGAGCGGUGGUGGCAGAGCCCUCCUCUCUCCCGCAGCACUGAGUUCAACCAGGUCAACGUCACCUUGGACCUGGGACAGCUCUUCCACGUGGCCUAUGUCCUCAUCAAGUUUGCCAACUCUCCUCGACCAGACCUGUGGGUGCUAGAACGUUCCACUGACUUCGGAGAGACCUACCAGCCGUGGCAGUUCUUCGCCUCUUCUAAGAGAGACUGCAUUGAGCGCUUCGGACAGCAAACCAUCGAACGGAUCAACUCCGACAACGACGUCAUCUGUACCACUGAAUACUCCCGCAUCGUACCCCUGGAGAAUGGAGAGGUGGUGGUGUCUCUAGUGAACGGGCGUCCCGGGGCUAUGAACUUCUCCUACUCUCCAGUCCUGAGGGAUUUCACCAAGGCCACCAACAUCCGUCUCCGUUUCCUCAGAACCAACACCCUCCUGGGACACCUGAUGGGCAAGGCCCUCCGCGACCCCACCGUCACACGCAGGUAUUACUACAGUAUCAAGGACAUCAGUAUCGGAGGACGCUGUGUGUGUAACGGCCACGCCGAAGCCUGCGAUCCACACGACCCCAACGACCCCUACAAGCUUCAGUGUGACUGCCAACACAACACUUGUGGAACGUCAUGUGACCAGUGUUGCCCCGGAUACAACCAGAUUCCAUGGAAACCAGCGACCACUUACCAGGCUAACGAGUGUGAACCGUGUAACUGUAACCAACACUCUUUUGGCUGUUACUACGACCCCGAGGUUGACCAGAGGAGAGCUAGCAUCAACGUCCAGGGACAGUACAGGGGGGGCGGAGUCUGCAUGGAGUGUCAGCAUCACACCACUGGUGUCAACUGUGAGCGCUGUGUCCUCACCUACUACAGAUCACCUGACCAUCCUCUGGACUCCCCAUUGGCUUGCUCCCCCUGUGUGUGCCGGUCAGAGUUCACAGAUGGUACCUGUGAGGAUCUGACGGGUCGUUGUUACUGUAAACCCAACUACACCGGAGCGAACUGUGACUCCUGUGCUGAGGGAUACAUUCACUUCCCAGGCUGCUACCCAAACGACCUCAACAACAACACCAACAGAGAGGUCAAACCUGCCGGAGAAAUCAUCAACUGUGAGUGCAGUGCUGCGGGUACGGAGGGAAACUCCUGCCGUCCUGAUCCACGUACCCGUACCUGUAUCUGCAAACCCGGUUUCAUUGGGGACCACUGUGACAGCUGUGCGCCAGGGCACUACGGACUCAACUGCCAGGCCUGUCAGUGUUUUGGUCCGGGAUGCCAUGAUGGUAGGUGUGACCUCCUGACGGGGCAGUGCCUGUGUCGACAAGGCUUUCAGGGUUAUUCAUGUGACCAGUGUACCCCAGGCUACUUCAACUACCCCCUCUGCCAACUGUGUGGCUGUAGCAGUGUGGGUUCUCUCCCAGGGGGUUGUGAUGUCUCUGGACGGUGUGUGUGUCGUCCAGAGUUCCAGGGACCGCGAUGUGAGCAGUGUAGAUCAGGCUUCCACUCCUACCCCAACUGCCAAGUGUGCACCUGUGAUCCUCGCACCUCCCUGGGCUCCGGCUGCAGUGUGUCGGGCCGCUGCCACUGCAGACCCAACUACAGCGGCGCCGCCUGUGACCAGUGUGCUCCUGGUUUCUACGGCUUCCCCGCCUGUGACCAGUGUGCUCCUGGUUUCUACGGCUUCCCCGGCUGCACGCCUUGUCAGUGCUCAGCUGAGGGCUCCAGGUUCAGAAGCUGUGACCAGGUGAGUGGUCAGUGUACCUGUCUACCCAACGUCGUGGGUCAGAGGUGUAACACCUGCUCUGGAACCUACGGAUUCCCUCUCUGCCAAGCUGGCACAUGCAACCCAGCCGGCUCUGUGCAGAACGAGGUCCUCCCAACUGUUGGUGCCUGUGAGUGUCGUCCUUACGUGGAGGGUGUGGCCUGUGACAGGUGUAAACCUCUGUUCUGGAACCUGUCACCUGACACCGUCUACAGAUGUUCCAACUGUGAAUGCAACGUUGAAGGGACUGUGGCUGCUGUAGCAGAGUGUGCUCAGAACAACGGCCAAUGUCACUGUAAACCCAACGUGUGCAGUGGCACCUGCUCAGUGUGUAAAGACGGAUACUUCAACCUGCAGAGUAGCAGCUUCUUCGGUUGUCAAGGCUGUCAGUGUGACAUUGGAGGAUCAGUGGGUCAGUCCUGUGGGGAGAGGACCGGGAGAUGUCGUUGCAGACCCAACGUGGAGGGAUCCAAGUGUAACAGGCCUCGACCAGACCACUACUUUCCAGACCUGCACCACCUGAAGUUUGAGAUAGAGGAGGGUACCAUGCUGGACGGGCGACCGGUGCGCUUCGGCUACAACCCCUUGGAGUUUGAAGGGUUCAGCUGGAGAGGGUACGCUCAGAUGUCCUCCAUUCAGUCCAAGGUGGUGGUUCAAGUCUCGGUCAGCUCUCCGGACCUGUUUCAGAUAGUCUUGCGCUACGUGAAUCGGGGUGGCCUGGACAUGAGGGGCAGGGUGUCCGUCCUGGAAGACGGGAAGAACUUCAUGUGCGGUAACUGCUCAGAACAGUCCAAACAGAUCGUGUUUGCCCCCAGCUCAGAACCUACCUUCGUCACCGUGCCCCAGAAUAACUUUGUGGAGCCGUUUGUUCUGAACCCUGGUACCUGGACCGUGGUCAUUGAGGCCGAGGGCAUACUGCUGGACUACCUGGUGCUCCUGCCCAGUGCGUUCUAUGAGGCCCCCGUGCUGCAGACCAAAGUGACUGAGCCGUGUUCCUACGCCCCGGCGCCAGGUGCCGGCCAUAACUGUCUGAUCUACAAGUAUCUGUCUCUGGAUGGGUUCCCCUCCAUCUCUGGUAACGAUGCCAGCUGCCGGUUCGACAACCACCUGCCCAGACCCUGUCACCAGGAGAGGAUCACCCCUCGCCACCCUGACAUGGCCGUCUGCAGCGGUAGCGAUCUGAAUGUCCAGAUGCGUAGCCCUGUGCCCCGUCCCGGGGACUAUGUUCUGGUGCUAGAAUACGCCAGUGAGGAGGAAGCACCACAGACCAUCUCUGUGUCCGUCAACACACCUGGCGGAAGGACACACCAGCACCACGUCACGGUGCUGCCCUGCAAAUACAGUUUCCUGUGUCGGGUGGUGACCAUCGAUGAGAUGAACCGUGUGGCUGUCUUCACCCUGUCCACUGAUGCUGAGGUCCAACUGAUUGCUGACAGAGCCAGUUUCUUCUUGCACAAAGUGUACCUGGUUCCCCGGGAGCAGUUUAUCAUGGACUACCUGGAGACUAAAGUCCACUGCAUCAGCACACAUGGACUGUUCUCACCUGACAGUUCGUCCUGUAUCCCGUCUAGGUUCCAGACCCCCUCUGAUUCGCUGGUGUUGAAGGAAGGUCAAGGGUCAUCUGUCCAGGAGCCUGUCCUGGCCUCCCCUGCUGACCCCCCUGUGGGUCCAGCUGACACCAUUCCCUGGGCCAGCGGAGACCGUCCUCCCACCACAGCGGAUAACGUGGACCAUGUCCACCUUGAUUCUGCUCAGAAUGCAGCAGUGUACUCUGGUCGUGUCCAAACUCUGGGCCGUUACGUGUUCAUCCUCCACUACCACCAGCCCCUCCACCCCACCUACCCUGUCCAGGUCUUCAUCAACGGUGGACGCAUCUGGCAAGGCCAUGCCAACGCCUCCUUCUGUCCCCAUGGUUACGGUUGCCGUAGCGUUCUGAUCUCGGAGAACCAGAUAAUUCUGGACGUGACGGACAACGAGAUCUUCCUGACCGUCCAGGUCCCUGACGGAAAAACACUCUGGCUGGACUAUGUUCUGGUGGUCCCAGAGAGCAGCUACAGCUCCAGUUAUCUGUCUGAACAACCUCUGGACAAAUCAUAUGACUUCAUCAGCAACUGUGGCCAGAACAGCUUCUAUAUCAAUCCUGCCACAGCCUCUCUAUUCUGUCGUGGUUCAGCCAUCUCUCUCUCUGCGUUCUUCAACAACGGUGCCUUGCCCUGCGGGUGCCAUGAGGUGGGCGCGGACAGCGAUACCUGCCAGCCCUUCGGCGGGCAGUGCCAGUGCAGACCGAACGUCAUCGGCAGAGACUGCUCACAGGACUGCUCACAGUGUGCCACGGGCUACUGGGGGUUCCCCAACUGUAGACCGUGUCAGUGUGGUACACGGCUGUGUGAGCUGACUGGAGACUGUAUCUGCCCACCGUGGACCCUGCUCCCAGAGUGUAUCCAGUGUGAGCCGCAGACGUGUGUGUCAUCCUCUGGUGGCUGUGAGGUCUGCAACUGUUCCUAUACUGGGGUCACCGCCCCCCCUACGUCUGCUGUGACUGUCGACAGUGGACAGUGCAGAUGCAAGAACAACAUCAUCGGUCGUCAGUGUGAUCGCUGCAGCCCUGGUUUCUACGGUUACCCCAACUGUAGACCAUGUGACUGCAACGAGGCGGGAACAGAGGAGGAGGUGUGUGACUCCUCCGUGGGGCGCUGCCUCUGCAAGGAAAAUGUCCAGGGUGGUCGUUGUGACCAGUGCAGAGUGGGAACCUUCCACCUUGACCCCACCAACCCUAAAGGCUGCACUUCCUGUUUCUGUUUCGGAGCCACCAACCGCUGUCGCAGCUCAGAGAAACGACGGACUGAGGUGAUGGAUAUGAUGGACUGGGUAUUGCUCGGAGCAGACAGACAGGAAGUCCCCGUGACUGUGUAUCCUGAUCAGGACUUGGUGGAGGCGGACCUUAGUGACGUACCUGAUGUCUACCAAGACCUCUUCUGGCACGCUCCUAGAACGUACCUGGGAGACAAGGUAUCGGCGUAUGGAGGGUAUCUGCGGUAUCGUCUCCACACUCAGACGAUGAGAGGAGAUGUUCUCUCUCUGCCCACUGAGGCCUCUCGACCUGACAUCAUUCUCAAGGGUAACCAGAUGACCCUGGUGUUCAUUGAGAGAGAAUAUUCUUCACCUGAACAACCACACCUGGGGAUAGUCCACAUGCUGGAAGGAAGUUUCCGCCACGCCCAGACGGGUAACGUGGUGUCUAGAGAGGAACUGAUGAUGGUUCUGGUGGGUUUAGAGUCUCUCCAGAUCAGAGCUCUCCACUCCCAGUCUGCCCACACUGUGUCGCUACGCGGGGCCGUGCUGGAGGGAGCGCAGACCCUGUCCACGGGGCAACAUGCCAACAACGUAGAGAUCUGUCUCUGUCCCGCUAACUACCAGGGAGACUCCUGUCAGCAAUGUUCUCCAGGGUACUACAGAGACACUAAAGGUCUGUUCCUGGGGAAGUGUGUUCCCUGCAACUGUAAUGGCCACUCUGACCAGUGUCUGGAUGGGUCUGGAGUCUGUGAGAACUGUCAACACAACAGGGCUGGAGACCACUGUGAAAAGUGUCAGGGUGGUUUCCUUGGUAACCACUCUCUGGAUGGACAAGCCCAGUCCUGUGACACCUGCCCCUGUCCUCUACAAGUGACCUCCAACAAUUUUGCAGUGGGCUGUGUAGAGAAACCCAACAGGAUGCUGUGUCUCUGUAUGCCUGGCUACGCUGGGCCCCAGUGUGCAAGGUGUGCUCCCGGUUUCUACGGCAACCCCAUGGUGAUUGGCAGCACGUGCCAGCCCUGCCGUUGCCAUGACAACACAGACCCCAACAUGCUGUUCAGCGACUGUGACGGGCUGACGGGCGAGUGUCACAGCUGCAUGCACAACACCGCCGGGACGCACUGCGAGAUCUGUGCCCCCGGUUUCCACGGUGACGCCGUCACUGCCAAGAACUGCACCAGAUGCAACUGCUCCCCAUGUGGCACGGCGUCAUGUGACCCUCACACAGGACAGUGCCAAUGUAAACCUGGUGUGACCGGUCCUCACUGCAACUGUUGUGAGGACGGUGCGUUUGGCUAUGAGUCGUGCUCCGGGUGUCGUCGGUGUGACUGUGACGCGGCCGCGGCGCUGGUCCAACCGUGUGACCCCAGGAACGGUUCGUGUGCCUGCCAGCCAGGGGUCAAUGGACCUAAUUGUCGCCAAUGUGCCCCUGGGUACUGGGACUACAGUCCUGAGGGCUGCAAGAAGUGUGAGUGUAAGCAUGGUCGCUGUGACCCUCGGACAGGGGAGUGUCGCUGUGGAGACGGCAUAACAGGCAAACAGUGUGACAGCUGUUCCCAUAGAUACAGUGUUCCUGUACAACACGGACAUGACAUGACCUGCCAACCUUGUGACAGCUGUGUAAUUGUCCUGUUGGAGGAUCUGGACAAAAUUAACGACAACUUUGGCUCCGUGGCUCAUCAGCUGAUCAACCUGAACGCCUCCUCUAUCACCUUGACUCAGCUAAACAACCUCAGCAGAUCCAUGGACAAUAUCUCUAAUGCCAUAGAGAACUACAACAGUACUCUGGAUGAGAACAGGAACAGAGUGGACAUGUUGGAGGGAGAGAUCAUGACCAUCAACUCAGACAUCCUCGGCCUGGAAGAUAAGGUGGUGGCGGUAGCAGAAGAAGCAGACAGUCUGGGCAAUAGCAGCAGCAACACCCAUCAGAGAGCCCAGGACCUGCUCUCACACAUGAAGAACAUAGUAGGAGAGGUGGAAGACCUCAUGCUGCAGGAGAAUCGUACGGGUCUGAAUGAGACGGAGGUGGAAGCGGACGACUUGCUUGAGAAGAUGAAGCAGGUGGAGGCCAUGCUGAGAGAGAUGAGACUCAAGAGCUGUGUCGGACAGAAGGAGAUAGCAGACGGAGAGCUGUCCGAGGCUAAGAAAUUGCUGGCGAAGGUGAAAGAUCAGCUGGUGAGUCGUGUGGUGGACAACGAGGGCUUGGUGAAGAACAUCAGGGAGCAUCUGGGGAAGUUCCAUGACCAACUGAUGGACCUGAGGGACGCUCUGAACCAGGCAGUUAACAACACGGCCCUCGCCUCCGAUACGAACGCUGUUAACGAGAAGAGGCUGGAGGACUGCCAGCAAAAGGUGGAUGAACUGAAUGAGAAGCACAAGGUAGUGGAGGAUCUCCUGCAGAUGGCAGAGGACGAUGUGGCAACCGUCAACGACAUGCUGUCUAUGCUGCACGACUCCAAGGAGGAGUAUGAGCGUCUGGCCGCCCAGUUGGAUGGGGCCAGGAUGCCCCUGGCUGAAAAGGUGCAGACAUUUGCCCCCACCCUCAGUAAGAUACCCCUGGUGGAGGCAGCGGAGGAACAUGCUGAACUACUCAAUGAGCUGGCCAUGAACCUCUCCAGUGUGAUCUCCAACACCAACAAGGACGGCUUCAUCCAGCGAGCGGUGAACGCGUCCCGGGCGUACUCUGACAUCAUCGACGCCGUCAGAGACGCUGAGACUGCUGCCAACCAAGCUGCUGUGGAUGCACUGGAGAAUGUGAAGGGUCAGGACCUGGGCCAGGUAGCUGACGGUCUGAGGAAUCACAGUUCUGAACUGCUGGAGGACGCCGGCACACUGCAACAGGAACUGAAUGAUGAUCUGAAGCCUCGUCUCCGGGACGCCAUGACUCAUCUGGAUGAGGCCAAGCAGAAACACACGACUCUACUGAAAGACCUUGAGAUGGUGCAGAGUAACCUCAACUUCAGCCGAGGUUAUAGAGGACCGAAGGCUGCAGCCGAGGAGGCCAACAGUACAGCAGCGAAGGUAGAGGAUACCCUGGCACCUAUCAAGAGCAGAGGACAUAAACAAGGCCUUCCUGAGGCCAACAAGUCUGUGGGUAUGUUGGGCGAGGCCAUCCCAAUACUGAUGAAGAAGCUGGACAAGCUGCAGAACCACUCAGCCCAGAUGCCCAACAUCUCAGAGAACAUCCUCAGGAUCAGACAGCUCAUCGCAGAGGCCCGCAAGGCCGCCAGCAAGGUGAGCGUACCUGUGAAGUUCAACGGGACAUCAGGUGUGCAGGUGCGCACCCCCAGUAACCUGGCAGACCUGGCAGCUUACACCUCCCUCAAGUUCUACAUCACCCUGCCCGAGGCCUCACGCGCCCGCAGACAGGACCAACCAGACAAACAGUUUGUCUUUUACCUCGGAAACAAGGACUCCAGUAAAGAAUUCCUGGGCAUGAUGCUGGAGGGACGGAGACUGCACUGGCUGUUCAACGUGGGCGGAGACACGGCUGAGGUGGAGAUGCAGGAGGAUGUCCAAACAGAUGGCGACUUCAACAACGUGGUCCUGGAAAGGAUCCUUCAGUACGGCCAGAUGGCCAUGUCUUCAGAGCUCAGUGAGGCCAGGAUGACCAAGGCUGUGGUGGAGGCAGGAGGGGAUAGUGGACUGCUCAACCUCCAGACUGAAGAGACUGUGUUCUACGUGGGAGGAUACCCUGACACGUUCACGCCCCCGCUCCAGCUCCAGCUGCCCAAUCUCAAGGGCUGUAUUGAGCUGGAGACCCUGAAUGAGGAGGUGCUCAGUCUCUAUAACUUUGAGAACAUCUUCCAACUCAACACCACCGAGGAGAAACCAUGUGGAAGAGCGAAGCCGGUGUUGACCCAGCAGUGGGUGAACGACGCGGCCUACUUUGACGGGACGGGUUACGCCGAGGUCACCUUCAAGGAGGAUGCAGGGAAGAUGCAGCGCUUUGAACAGGAAGUUAAACUGAUAAGUCACAACGGCAUCCUGCUCAUGCUCCUCAGCCAGGAGAAGUUCCUGAGCUUGGUGGUGCGUCAGGGACGUCUCAGGGUCUUCUAUGACGUCACUGGUUCUCUACAGGAGCUGGAGCCUAAAGAUCCAGACUCACCUUACCUCAAGAUCAGCGACGCUGACCCCAAAUCUUUGGAGAUCAUUAUCCUCCUCUACGAUACGACCACACGCGUUGUGGUGAGGAACAACCGCCAAACCCUGUUCAUCUACGUCUUCACCACGCCCUUGCCGCGCUUCGAAGGCAGCUACUACCUGGCUGGUGUACCAGAGGACAAGAUGCCUGAGAACCUGAAGGCCCUGUUUCCUCGCCAGGGAUCUCUUAAAGGCUGUUUCAGGAACAUCAAGGCCAUGAACUCUCACAUCGACCUGAAGAGAAUGAGCAGCUCUGGGGUCAGCUACGGCUGUGCCAACGACUUACUGGUGGCCCGUGAGGCCCACUUCUCAGGCCAGAGUUACCUGGACCUGUCUCCAGACAACAUCCCUGGUCUCAGGAACAACUUCUACGCCGGUUUCGGCUUCCGCACAGACCAGAAGAACGGACUCAUGUUCUACCACCAGGCUCAGGACGGUGUGUGUGAGGUAUUCCUGGAUAAGGGUCAUGUGAUAGUGAGGGCGGCUGACAGCGAGGUGAAGACUCAGCAGACUUACAACGACGACAACGAUCAUUAUUUAACUCUGUACAGCAACAACAAUGGGUUACGUCUUUAUGUGGAUGACGUCCUGGAGAAGGCUGGGGAUACUGGUCGUGGAGGGGCCAGCAGCCAGGCGCUACUACUACCUGGAGGGGUCUACCUGGGAGGAACACCUGACAACAGCCUCAGCAACCUUACCGGCUGUCUUAGCAACCUGUUCAUCAAGAGAGACAAGCCUUCUCAGAUGGUGAUGAACCUGAUGAAUGCUAAGGAGAACAUCGACGUUCCUCUAGACUGUCCUGCUGCCAAGAAACCUCAGCAGAUCCUGGCCACACUCCCACGCCAGAAGAGGCCUAAGGGUAAACACAGGAAGCCGGUGGGUGGUGGUGGGUCAGGGGGGCGGAGCCGCAGUGCCAGGGAGUCCUGCCAGGGGGAGCUGGCGAAUCAGGAAGUCGGAGCUCUGCACUUCAGUGGCUCCUCCCACAGCCACCAGCGCUACGACACGCUGCCCCAGGCCUUCAGCAGGACGCCUCACAUCUCAAUGGGUCUGCGUGUGAACUCGUCAGACGGCCUGGUGUUCUAUGUGUCAGGAUCACCAGACCGUUCUAGUAGCAGCUCUGUGAUGACCCUCUCUGUCUCAGACGGUCACCUGUUGCUCCUCCUCAUCAACGGAGGGAAGAGGAAGACCACCAUCCGCAGCCACAGGAAGUGCAACGACGGACAGUGGCACACGGUGUUUGUGAAGAGGGAGGGAGAGAAGGCCAGUUUGAUUGUUGAUGGGAUUGAUGCCCAGUCUAAGAGGGUCUCAGGGGGGGAGAAGAAUCAGCUCAGUCCCCCUCUCUACAUCGGAGGAGUUCCCUCAGGACUCACCAGCUCACUUCUCUCGAUGCCAGGUUCAGGAGGGUUUGUGGGCUGUGUGAGGGACCUGGAGCUGAAUGAGGAGAGCCCAGCCAGUCCCUCCACCAGCCUGGGGGUUAUACCCUGCUUCCAGACCGCUCUGCAGCCUGGGGUAUACUUCUCUUCCCAGGGAGGACUCAUGGCUAUAGAUGAGUCCCUGAUGUUGGGCCGGGACCUGGAGGUCCAGCUGGAGGUCAGGCCGGUGUCAGACUCUGGUCUCCUGCUGCAUGCUGGUUCCAGGGCUGGACAACAGCUCAGCCUCUACCUCUAUCAGGGAGCCGUAACUGUCACAGUAGACAAUGGCAGCGGAGAGUUCUAUACCUCCUUCACACCAGAGGAAUCUUUGUGUGACGGACGCUGGCACAGUAUCAAAAUUGUGAAGAAGAGCAACGUGCUCCAGCUCCAUGUGGAUGCAGCCAGCGAACACAGUGUGGGGCCCAAACAAGGCCGACCAUCAGGGGCCAAGGAGGCUGUGUACCUGGGGGGAGCACCAGAUGGUGUUGAUGUGCCGGGCCUCCCUGAUGCCCUGCCCUCCUUCCAUGGUUGUGUUCGGAGAGCAGUCCUGAACCAGCGACCAGCCGUGCUGUCUAAACCCCUGUCAGUACACGGAGCUGUGGGCACACAGGGCUGUCCAGCCAUGUAGACCCCUUUUAGCCCUGUUACAGCCAGCUAGCUCUGGGUCAUGUUCAUAAGGACAUUACAGAAAAUUCUGAUAGAAAUACCUAUGUAGAACCAAUAUGAUUCUCUGUCAUGUAUACUGUCUUCAUGUCUAAUAUAUCUACAGCUGUACAUAUCAGUCUAACAUAUCUGCAGCUGUACAGUCGUGGCCAAAAGUUGAGAAUUACACAAAUAUUAAUUUUCACAAAGUCUGCUGCCUCAGUUUCGAUGAUGGUAAUUUGCAUAUACUCCAGAAUGCUAUGAAGAGUGAUCAGAUGAAUUGCAAUGAAUUGCAAAGUCCCUCUUUUCCAUGCAAAUGAACUGAAUCCUCACUGCAUUUCAGCCCUGCCACAAAAGGACCAGCUGAUAUGUCAGUGUUUCUCUCGUUAACACAUGUGUGAGUGUUGAUGAGGACAAGGCUGGAGAUCACUCUGUCAUGCUGAUUGAGUUCGAAUAACAGACUGGAAGCUUCAAAUGGAGGGUGGUGCUUGGAAUCAUUGUUCUUCCUCUGUCAACCAUGGUUACCUGCAAGGAAACACAUGCUGUCAUCAUUGCUUUGCACAAAAAGGGCUUCCCAGGCAAGGAUAUUGCUGCCAGUAAGAUUGCACCUAAAUCAACCAUUUAUCGUAUCAAGAACUUCAAGGAGAGUGGUUCAAUUGUUGUGAAGGCGGCUUCAGGGCACCCAAGAAAGUCCAGCAAUCGCCAGGACUGUCUCCUAAAGUUGAUUCAGCUGCAGGAUCGGGGCACCACCAGUACAGAGCUUGCUCAGGAAUGGCAGCAGGCAGGUGUGAGUGCAUCUGCACGCACAGUGAGACAAAGACUUUGGGAUGGAUGGCCUGGUGUCAAGGCCAUCAAAGAAGCCACUUCUCUCCAGGAAAAACAUCAGGGACAGACUGAUAUUCUGCUAAAGGUACAGGGAUUGGACUGCUGAGGACUGGGGUAAAGUCAUUUUCUCAGAUUGAAUCCCUUUUCCGAUUGUUUGGGGCAUCCGGAAAAAUUAUUGUCCGGAGAAGACAAGGUGAGCGCUACCAUCAGUCCUGUGUAAUGCCAACAGUAAAGCACACUGAGACCAUUCAUGUGUGGGGUUGCUUCUCAGCCAAGGGAGUGGGCUCACUCACAAUUUUGCCUAAGAACACAGCCAUGAAUAAAGAAUGGUACCAACCCAUCCUCCGAGAGCAACUUCUCCCAACCAUCUAGGAACAGUUUGGUGAAGAACAAUGCCUUUUCCAGCAUGAUGGAGCACCUUGCCAUAAGGCAAAAGUGAUAACUAAGUGGCUCGGGGAACAAAACAUUGAUAUUUUGGGUCCAUGGACAGGAAACUCCCCAGACCUUAAUCCCAUUAAGAACUUGUGGUCACCUCAAGAGGCAGGUGGACAAACAAAAACUCACAAAUUCUGACAAACUCCAAGCAUUGAUUAUGCAAAAAUGGGCUGCCAUCAGUCAGGAUGUGGCCCAGAAGUUAAUUGACAGCAUGCCAGGGCGGAUUGCAGAGGUCUUGAAAAAGAGGGUCAACACUACAAAUAUUGACUCUUUGCAUCAACUUCAUGUAAUUGUCAAUAAAAAUCCUUUGACACUUAUGAAAUGCUUGUAAUUAUACUUCAGUAUUCCAUAGUAACAUCUGACAAAAAAUAUCUAAAGACACUGAAGCAGCAAACUUUGUGGAAAUUAAUAUUUGUGUCAUUCUCAAAACUUUUGACCACAACUGUAUAAUAGACCAGUUCUCUUUUUAAUUUUUUAUUAAUUGUUUCACCUCUCUGAAGUAUCACCCCUGGGGGCAAGUUCAGUAGGACAAUGUUGUGGAGCUUUGCAGACAGAAAUGUUAUGAAUAGAGCUGGCGUGAUACUGUAUUCUACACAUCAGAGAGGCAUGUCGGUUCUAGAAAUUGUAUUUCUAUCUGAACAUUCCAACCACUUUGUUAGCCUGUUUGAACGCAGCCCUGCUCCGAUGCAGGGGCAUAUAUGGUACUACUCGUCACCAUAUAAAACACGUACAUGAUGUCUACCAUACAAAUCACUGGUGGUGGGUGACGUACAUUAGUUAAUUUAAAUGUAUUUAUUUUUCCACGUCUUGAUUUCCAGUUUGCAAUUAACUAAGUGCUAGCGCUUGAGUAAAGUCCAGUCCUUCGUGUCAUACAAGGAGUGGAAUGAUAGCAGAAACAGACUGGUACCUGGGCUAGAGAAUAAGAUAGCUAAGUAUGUUGUCUUUAGUGUGUUAGUACUGUAACUUUAAUAGUAAUCUACAUCUCUCUGGGCUGCUUUCACAGACCUACAUUUUAAAUGGAUCGAUUCAAUCCGUAGCUCUGAAGAUCCGCUCUCCAGUGUGAUAUCAAUUUAAAGGCAAUCUUCCUGCGUUCACAGUAAAUGCUGCAUUGUUUCGGCUCAAUCGGAAAUAACGCUUGAAUUUCAAAUCGCGCUAUAACUUCCGUGAUCCGGGUUGAAUCGAGCCCUAAACUUACCUUGACCAAACUGCACUUACUUUAUACAGACCACUGAAAAAUCGUGUCGUUGUUUGGCCAUGGAUAGAAUCCACUUCGACUAACUAGUUCUGGAAAGUGCUUAAAAUAUAUAUAUAUAUAUAUAUAUAUAUAUAUACACACAUAAAUAAAGAAUCCCUUUAGUAGAAAAUUGUGGUUGUGAUCAUUGUGGUUCUGCUUUACUUACAUUGACUCGAUUUGACCAUAGCUCAAAAAAAAUAAAAUGCUUUCAUGUUGAGAAUAUUAAUGUAGGUCUAUGAAACCGGCCCUCAGUAAUACUGUGGUACAUCCCUUCAACGUGGAAUAUGGGGGGGGUUCAUUGUUGGCAGUAACUUGAACUUCGGUUAUAUCCAAAACAAACAUGUUAAUUUCACCAUUAAGGAGUCCAGCUUUAAAUACUAUAAUCAGUGUUAUCGUUGAUCCACAUGUACUGUAUUCUAUAGAAUAAAUGCACAUUUUAUAUAGUUGGUAUAAUGGGGGGGAGGGGGUGUAUGGAUUAUAUCACAAGAGUUUAAAACUUUUACUGUUUAUAUGUUAUUAUAAACUGGGUGGUUCGAGCCCUGAAUGCUGAUAGUACAAAUUGUCAUACGUUGGUAACCAGUUUAUAACAGCAAUAAGGCACCUCGGGAGUUUGUGGUAUACGACCAAUAUACCACGGGCUAAGAGCUGUAUCCAGGCACUCCUCGUUGCGUCGUGUCUAAGAACAGCCCUUUACCCGGGGUAUAUUGGCCAUAUACCACAAACUCCCCGAGGUGCCUUAUUGGUUAAAUAUCUCACUCAGAUAACGUAAGGCGAUUCCCCCUCAGAAGAAUAGCUAUUUUAAAUACAUUUUUUAAAUAAAGUCUUACUUGAUACAAAAA